This is a messenger RNA of Purpureocillium lilacinum, 1203 nucleotides long. Lineage: Eukaryota; Fungi; Ascomycota; Sordariomycetes; Hypocreales; Ophiocordycipitaceae. The record is from RefSeq and is a predicted model, not a curated record.
AUGGGAAAGUCUGCAGCAUCUGAGAUCUCGCAGAAGAACACCCUGCCAGCAGACUAUCGAGCAUUUAUCCGGACAUCAAUCAACAAUGGGUGGAAGAAGCUUGACGAGUAUUACAGCAAACUAGGAGAAUCGCCUCUGUUUGCGGCCGCCAUCAUUCUGCAUCCCAGGUUCGGUCUCGGGUGGCUAGAAGCAACUUGGGUUGCGGAGGAGCAGCUAGCCUGGGUUCGCGAUGCCAAGGCGGGAAUAAAAGACUACUUUUCGCGCUGGUACAGCAGGGAACGAGAGCGACGCGAGGAGACCGGGCUGGACAACUCAGCUCGACGGACGAUGGGCCAAGAAGAUGACCAGUACACCCAAUGGAUCAACAGCAAAACGAAGAAGGCGCUUGAGAUGGGUGGCAACAACGGCGAGUUGGACAGGUAUCUUCGCCUUGAACCGCAGGAUACUCAGGAUCCUAUUCAGUGGUGGAGGGAGCAUACGUCCUCAUUCCCGUCGCUCAGCAGCUUCGCUCUAGAUGUGUUUGCUAUUCCAGCUAUGGCCAGCGAUUGCGAGAGGCAAUUCAGCCUGGCCAAGUUGACAUUGACGUCGCAGAGGCUUUCCAUGAGUGCAGAUACACUGGAGCGAGUACAGUGCCUCAAGAAUUGGGUGCGACACGGUGGUGUGAAGCUGGCGCUGGUGGAGGCGGAGCUCUCGAAUGAGUCCACGUUGCGGUUUGCCUGGUGUUUGGAGACGGAUGACGCAUUCGACGUCUGGGCGCAGUACAGUGCCGACCGCGGGAAGACUUGGCGCGGAUUGACGAUCGGACUUUGCGAUGGGUCGGCAGAGGUCGACAUCGCCGGCCUACCGGCGGGCCAGGUGCUGCUGCGGCUGCUGACGCACGACGGCUUCUCCACCGUGGCGUCGGAUACGGUAAAGAUCAAGGUACCCGAGCGCGCCCCGUACCCGGCGAUCCUGUACCCCGCCCACGGCGAGCUCGUGCCGGCGAAUGCCGAAUUCGAGGUGCUGGGGAGUGCCGUCAGCCAGGGCGGCGACCCGGUAGAUGACGAUUGCCUCGAGUGGUUCGUCGACGGAAAGUCGUUUGGCCGCGGCCGCGCCCCGACGCUGCAGGUCAAGCCGGGCGACCACAAGCUCACCUUGCGCGCCAACGCCCAGCGCGACGCCGAGGUGACGAUCGGCUUCACCGCCCGAGCGAUCGCGCGCUGA